AUGACGCAAAAAGGGAUUGACCUAAUAUCAAAGCUGCCACCACAGACGCUCAAGCUUCAAGGCCGAUAUACUUUGAAAAAAGGCAUUGUAUCGAACUUGACAGGAAUAACAUAUGACGCCAGAUAUGCGCUCAUCGCAGUGGACCCAAGUAAGUUGCAACUUGAAGCGACUAGAAACUUCAAGCCUUCAAUCUGGCUUCAUGUUUGGAAUCACCGGGACCAGGACAGCCUCAAAAUCCUUGAAAAUUGUAGCUCGAAGCCACCACAUCGCCUCAAAGAGUGUGAAAGACAAACUGCGAGCCCUUCUACGCGAAACUGCGAGCCCGUCGCCGUCGUCACGUCCUUCAUGCAACCCGACUACUCCACAAUGGACCCAUACCCCCUCAUUGCAUUUGCCCUGCGCAUGCCUUCUCGAAUGGCAUAUUUGCUUGACGCAGCACAGCCAGACCAAGCAUCCCACAUGGUUGUGAACUUGCUCUCUGCGGAGCAAGCCUCCAUUUCUGUCAAAUUUCAAGACCGGACUUGCCAUCCCCCUACACGACUUGGAAUUGUUGGAGGGGUAGAGCAGAGAGGAAAUGAUGAAUUCCCCGCUCGAAGAUUGUCCGUCUUCAAAGCUCUUCAUUGCACGUGUCACACGUGUCACACGUGUCGAGAGUUCGCCGAGCGACCACGAUGGCAGUUUACCGUUGCUCUACCAUCGACGACAAUACACGAGUUGUCAAAUACCACCUUGUUCGCCGGCUAUGGACACAUAUAUUUCUUUCUAGUAGAUACACAAGCGCUUCUCGUCGAAUCGCCUACCACAGAGGAAGCACUUUGUUAUUCAUCCACCCUGUACGAGACUUCGAAAGAGUCGUAUUACUCAUAUCCGAACCUCAGCCCAGAUUCAGUCCCUGGGAUAUAUUUUCCUGGGGUUGCCAUCUUCAAAGACGGUCUUGAUCACAAUCGCGUGGGUCUGAGUGGCGCGUCGUCUCGGUCAUCAGUGUUGCUGCCCCCUACGGACCGAUACUUGAAGAAGAUAAGCUAA
Messenger RNA from Laccaria bicolor S238N-H82, 1026 nucleotides. RefSeq lists its product as uncharacterized. The transcript has 8 exons. Bases 1 to 1026 code for a protein of 341 amino acids. The record is from RefSeq and is a predicted model, not a curated record. NCBI's taxonomy places the organism in Eukaryota, Fungi, Basidiomycota, Agaricomycetes, Agaricales, Hydnangiaceae.